AUGACCGCUAAGGCAAGAGAAAAUUUGAUUUUCAUGGUUGCUGCUUUACCACGUGAAGUACGCCGCAACCUUUCGUAUACGUUGGAGGAAUUUGUGAUUCGUUGCUCGUUCAACAGCGAGGACUGCAAUCUGGAAAGAGAUUUCAAAUUACAAAUGGAUCCGGAAUACGGCAACUGUUACACAUUCAAUUUCAACGAUUCCGUUGAGCUCAAAAAUAGUCGUGCAGGACCGAUGUAUGGGUUGCGUCUACUGCUAAAUGUGAACCAAAGCGACUACUUGCCAACAACGGAAGCAGCGGGUGUUCGGUUGGUCGUACAUGAACAGGUGCUAUCUAGAAAUUCUGCAAUAUGA
Gongylonema pulchrum is the source of this 351-nucleotide messenger RNA. NCBI's taxonomy places the organism in Eukaryota, Metazoa, Nematoda, Chromadorea, Rhabditida, Gongylonematidae. The record is from the annotation of a GenBank genome assembly.